AUGUCCUGCAGUCUUUUUCCCUUUGAAGAUUCAUCGACCGAUCACAGAAAACGAUCCAAUUCGGAGUCUUCCAAACUCAGAGUGUCCAACAUGAUUUCGGAUAUGCAGAAAAUGUCAAUGAUGUCGGGAAAUAAAGAAACGGCUAAGGUGGUUGCUCGGACGGAUUAUGGCACAAUUGUUAUAGACAACGAUAUUUUGAAACUAGCAAAAAAUGCAAAGCAAAAAGAGCACGAAUUCCGAGCACCGUUCCUUCCCAGUUCAUUUGAAAGCCAGAACUAUUCGGUUCUCUCUACAUCUCUCCCACUGAAAAAUCCGGCAAACAUACAAAAAAGAAACAUCACAGAGGAGAUUGAUCAUUCUCAAAAGCGGCAAAAAUUUGAAUCUGAACCGGUUGACUACAUUCUGAAAGCAUUACCAUCAAACUUGCGAAACACCGACUGCCAGGGGGCUCUAAUGCAGUUGUUAUACGGAACAAGCAUGCCGGUUCUUCCACCAUUACGCUCGUCUGUCAAACCACAAGUAACAGAAAAAACGGCAGAUGACAAACCACCGUAUCUCGCUGGUCCAUUCACUAACGAACUGAGACUUGAAAAUAUUAAUCAGUUUUCACCAGAACCCAUGCCUCAACUAUUCAGAGAAGAGCCAACAACGUCAGAGCAGUCUGCUUCAAUAAAAGAUUGCAUACUAAAAUCAACAAGAAGCUAUCAGAAACAAGCCACAAAAGACAUUGAGGACAAGAGGACCAUUUUUAAUGCAUUGUAUAAAAAAUGUGAAGAAGAUCAAGUCGCUUUCAGGAUACAAAAUGAAACUACAGCAUUAUUGGAUAAUAUACCAAAUUUUGUCAAUGGUAUUCCGAACGAUUUCUGCUUGCAAAGCGGGAUUAAUACUGCUAAUGCAGCACCAGCCGUGACUCAAUUGCCUCAAUUUCACAUUCCAAUUCCAACAAUGAAUUUGCACAACUUAUCAACCAAUACUCUCCCAGAUCUAACAACAUUCGACCCAGCUUUACUAAAUCUACUUUUAGCACAAUUAACGGCUCAGAAUAUUGCACCGCUUCCUGUGGUUGCUCCAAAUUUGGAGCUGGCGCAACAAUUGCUCUUUCAGUUACCUACACCAGCGACAGGUUUGACUGAAAUAUGCCAAUUGCAUUGA
Caenorhabditis elegans is the source of this 1152-nucleotide messenger RNA. RefSeq names its product PPP1R35_C domain-containing protein (gene Y7A5A.7). The record is from RefSeq and is marked reviewed. The transcript has 3 exons. NCBI's taxonomy places the organism in Eukaryota, Metazoa, Nematoda, Chromadorea, Rhabditida, Rhabditidae. Bases 1 to 1152 code for a protein of 383 amino acids.